AUGAAAAACAAAAGGAUGCGACUUCUUACCUUUGACUUUGCUAGUAAACAGUUCUCAUUUGUUGAUCUUCCUGAUUCUGCUAACCGUGCACGGAAAUUGCAUCUUGCCGAGCGGGAUGGGUCGCUUGCAGCUAUAAUUUACCCAGGUUUCGGAAAGAAUAUAUUUUUUGAAGUAUGGUUGAGAAGUCAUGAUGGUUCAUGGGAGGAGGUAUCCACAAUUUGUGUUCCUAGUGCUGUUGAGCCAUUAGGGUUCUGGACAAAAGAUGAACUGCUUUUUAAAUGCAGGGGUGAAUACCUAAUCAUUUUUUGCCUUGACACUCGAGAGGCUAAGCGUCUUAAUAUCACUAGUGAUCGUAAGGAUCCUUACAAGACGUUCAUUCCUUGUGUGGAGAGUGGAGUUCAGCUCGUUGGGAAAUCAGAGUGCGAAAACAAAGAGGUAUAUUAA
Molecule: messenger RNA, 444 nt
Organism: Striga hermonthica
Lineage: Eukaryota; Viridiplantae; Streptophyta; Magnoliopsida; Lamiales; Orobanchaceae
Source: the annotation of a GenBank genome assembly